AGAGCCCCUCGGCUCUAGGCUCGGGAGUCCGGAGACCGCUGAGGAGCCACUCGGGGUACAGGAAAGGGCCGCCGGGCCUGGCCGGCCGCACUCGAGGUGUCGGGGCCGCGGGUCUGAGGGAUGAGGAGGGGCCAUGGCCAGCGACGGGGCCAGGAAGCAGUUCUGGAAGCGCAGCAACAGCAAAGUCCCGGGCAGCAUCCAGCAUGUGUACGGCGCCCAGCACCCCCCCUUCGACCCACUGUUACACGGCACCUUGCUCAAGGCCGCACCCAAGGCGCCCGCCACACCCGUGAAGGCCAAGAGAAUCAGCACCUUCCAGGAGUUUGAGAGCAACACCAGCGAUGCCUGGGACGCCGGCGAGGACGAUGACGGGCUCCUGGCCAUGGCAGCCGAGAGCCUGAACACCGACGUGGUCAUGGAGACGGCCCACCGCGUCCUGCGCAACCACAGCCAGCGGCAGGAGCGCCGCAAGCCGCAGGAGGCGCCGGGACCCGAGCAGGAGCCACAGCCUUCGGCAGAGCCUCCUUCGGUCCCAAGCGGUGACCUCCGGCUGGUGAAGUCCGUCAGCGAGAGCCACACAUCCUGUCCUGCAGACAGCGCCGGCGACACUGCUCCUCUGCAGCGGUCCCAGUCUCUCCCGCACUCAGUGGCGGCCGCCGUGGGUGGCACGUCUGACCCCAGCGCCCUCAGCAGCUCAGCGUUAAGUGAACGAGAGGCCUCCCGGCUCGACAAGUUCAAGCAGCUCCUUGCCGGCCCGAACACAGACCUCGAGGAAUUACGGAAGUUGAGCUGGUCCGGAAUCCCUAAGCCGGUUCGUCCAAUGACCUGGAAGCUGCUCUCAGGUUACCUUCCUGCCAAUGUGGACCGAAGACCAGCCACUCUCCAGAGAAAACAGAAAGAAUAUUUUGCUUUUAUUGAGCACUAUUACGACUCUCGGAAUGAUGAUGUUCACCAGGACACCUACAGGCAGAUCCAUAUAGACAUCCCUCGAAUGAGUCCAGAAGCAUUAAUACUUCAACCCAAAGUGACAGAGAUUUUUGAAAGGAUAUUGUUUAUAUGGGCGAUACGUCACCCUGCCAGUGGAUAUGUUCAGGGGAUUAAUGACCUUGUCACUCCUUUCUUUGUAGUCUUCAUGUGCGAACACAUAGAGGAGGAGGACGUGGACGCUGCCGACGUCUCCCGCGUGCCCGCAGACGUGCUGCGUGAUGUCGAGGCCGACACGUACUGGUGCGUGAGCAAGCUGCUGGAUGGCAUUCAGGACAACUAUACCUUUGCCCAGCCUGGGAUUCAAAUGAAGGUGAAGAUGUUGGAAGAGCUCGUGAGCCGGAUUGACGAGCAAGUCCACCGGCACCUGGACCAGCAUGAGGUGAGGUACCUGCAGUUCGCCUUCCGCUGGAUGAACAACCUGCUGAUGCGGGAAGUGCCCCUGCACUGUACCAUCCGCCUGUGGGACACCUACCAGUCUGAACCUGACGGCUUCUCUCAUUUCCACCUGUACGUCUGCGCUGCUUUUCUGGUGAGAUGGAGGAAGGAAAUUCUAGAAGAGCGGGAUUUCCAGGAGCUGCUGCUCUUCCUUCAGAACCUGCCCACAGCCCACUGGGGCAACGAAGACAUCAGCCUGCUGCUGGCUGAGGCCUACCGCCUGAAGUUUGCCUUCGCAGAUGCCCCCAAUCACUACAAGAAAUGAGCCGGGGCCAGCGCGGCUGGCCUCACCCACCCGGGGUGGUGCCCCCAGCGCCCGUGGCUGCAGGCCGGUGGCCAAGGAGGGGCCUUGCUGGGCUGCCCUGCUCUCCAGGGAGCUGGCCAGGACUGGGCGUCAGGCGAGGGCCAGGGCCUGGCCGGGGGCCGCCUCUGUUUCCUAAGAUACCAAAGAGAGCUGGGGGAGGGUCUUGGCCCUUCAGGGGGCCGGGAGUGGGUGGGCAUCUCCCUGCCCUGUCCCUGGAGCAUCCUUGCCAAAUGCCCACCUCCUGGAGCCCCCAGGGCACAGUGGCCCGAGAGCCAGACCCUCUUGGAGGAGCCUGCUGUCUGGUGCCGGGGCCAGGAGGAGGUGGUGGUCAUCUCAUACCUGCUUUGAAAUGCAAAAACCCUAUUCUGUUGAGUGAAAGAGAAUAAAACAGAGACAAAAUAAGAAGUGAA
This is a messenger RNA of Neomonachus schauinslandi (Hawaiian monk seal), 2136 nucleotides long. It is a transcript of the gene TBC1D22A, whose product is annotated as TBC1 domain family member 22A. The record is from RefSeq and is a predicted model, not a curated record. Lineage: Eukaryota; Metazoa; Chordata; Mammalia; Carnivora; Phocidae. Gene Ontology annotation, molecular function: GTPase activator activity. The coding region runs from base 134 to 1687 and encodes 517 amino acids. The transcript has 13 exons. Gene Ontology annotation, biological process: activation of GTPase activity.